Molecule: messenger RNA, 2040 nt
Organism: Hibiscus syriacus
Lineage: Eukaryota; Viridiplantae; Streptophyta; Magnoliopsida; Malvales; Malvaceae
Product: signal recognition particle subunit SRP68-like
Exons: 14
Coding region: 62-1858 (598 amino acids)
Biological process (GO): SRP-dependent cotranslational protein targeting to membrane
Cellular component (GO): signal recognition particle, endoplasmic reticulum targeting
Molecular function (GO): 7S RNA binding; endoplasmic reticulum signal sequence receptor activity; signal recognition particle binding
Source: RefSeq, a predicted model, not a curated record
GGUACGCCGCCGGUACAGUAAAUUUUUUUAGAUCUCUACACUAGGUUUGGUCGACGGUGUUAUGGCGAAGGUUACGGCGAUGGAAAUUGAUGAUCCAAAUUCAAACAUCCCCGACCAGAUCAUCCCCAAGUUCUCAAUCAAUGUUUUGCAGCUUCUGAAGUCUUCUCAGAUGCAGCAUGGAUUACGACAUGGAGACUAUACUCGCUACAGGAGGUAUUGCACUGCUCGUUUGAGGAGGUUAUAUAAAUCAUUGAAGUUCACGCAUGGCCGCGGUAAAUACACCAAAAAAACCAUUACUGAGUCCACGGUCACUGAAGUGAGGUUUCUUCAUGUGGUUCUGUAUACGGCAGAAAGAGCUUGGAGCCAUGCCAUGGAGAAAAGACAGCUUCCAGAUGGUCCAAAUGCACGCCAGCGUAUCUAUUUGAUUGGUAGAUUACGCAAGGCAGUAAAAUGGGCUGAUCUGUUUUCACAUUUGUGUUCUGUCAAGGGAGAUUCAAGAACAUCUUUAGAGGCUGAGGCCUAUGCCUCCUAUAUGAAAGGGAAUUUGUUGUUUGAACAAGACCGGAAUUGGGACACUGCAUUGCGGAAUUUCAAAAGUGCCAGGGCCGUUUAUGAAGAACUUGGGAAAUACGGGGAUGUAGAGAAUCAAGUCUUAUGUCGUGAACGUGUUGAAGAGCUCGAACCUAGUAUUCGUUACUGCCUUCACAAAAUUGGAGGGUCAAAUUUGCAAACUUCUGAAUUUUUACAGAUUGGUGAAACGGAAGGUCCUGCACUGGACCUUUUCAAAUCAAAGCUAGAGGCUGUUAUGGCGGAGGCAAGAUCACAACAGGCUGCAUCUCUGACAGAGUUCCAUUGGCUGGGCAAUAGAUUCCCAAUUACUAAUGCAAAAACUCGGGUUGCUAUUCUGAAAGCCCAAGAACUGGAAAAGGAUUUACAUGGACCUUCAGCCGAUUCCCUUUCAGCCGAUAAAAGAUUAGCAACUUUUGAUAAAGUUUUUACAGCGUAUCAUGAUGCUAGGAGCUGUAUACGGAGUGACUUGGCCAGUGCAGGUAGUGCUGAAAGUGUAAAAGAUGACUUAAAUGGUCUUGAUAAGGCUGUUAGUGCUGUACUAGGACAACGUACAAUCGAGCGCAAUCUGUUGUUGGUUAGCAUUGCAAAGAGCAAAGUUACUAAGCGUCGUGAUGACAAAAACGAGAAAGUCACCAAGCCUGAGGAGUUGGUUCGCUUAUAUGAUCUUUUAUUACAGAACACAGCUGAUUUAUCUGAUUUAGUUAGUUCUGGAAGAGAUAGAAAACCUGAAGAAGUGACAUUUGCUGAAGAGUGUCAACUUAAAAGUUUGGCCUUCCGAGCUGAAAGAUGCUUCUACUUGGCAAGGUCUUAUAGUUUAGCUGGAAAGAGAUCGGAAGCAUACUUACUAUACUGCCGUGCUCGCUCUCUUGCUGAGAAUGCCCUACAUAAGUUUCAAACUCACAGUAAAACCGAUCAGGCGAUGAUCAAAGAGUUGAAGACUUUAUAUGAUGAAUCCAGAUCUUACAGUUGCAUAGAGCAUGCAACCGGAAUUACUGAGGAGGUGAAGGCUCCAGAGAAUCUUUCAAAGAAGAUAUCAACUAUAUCAUUAAGUGGAGCCGACAAGAAGGUGGAAAAAUACCUGCUCGAGAAACUCGAUCUCUACGAGUCUGCGGUUAGCGAGUCAAAUAUGAAAGGAGUUCCACGUAUAGAACGCUUCCCGCCAGCCUUCCAGUCAGCACCUCGUAAUCCUAUCGUUCUAGACUUGGCCGAUAGUGCUAUUGAUUUCCCGUCUAUAGAAAACAGGAUGAAGAAAGAUAAGAAGGGAUUCAUAAGUAGGCUUUGGGGUUGAGUUACAAUCCAAACUUAAGGUUUUCUUGAUCGUUUAUACCUCUACAUGACAGGAGAUGGUAAUGGAUGGUAAAAAAUCAUAAAUUUCAUGGUAUUUUAUUCGACUACCGUGGAUUCGGAUAUUGCAUCCCCGGAUUUAGAUUUCGACGUUGGUUUUAUGGUCUAUGGUGGAUUUUGAUAGGA